AUGACCUGGAAAAAGUAUACACAUUUAGAACCAUUUGGUGUUGAUUUGGUUGGUUGUUCUGGGGGAGGUGGAGGAGUACCAGAGCCACCUGGAAUGAUAUGCAAUGCAUAUUCAGGUGAUACAAAUUGUGAUACGUCACUUCCAAUUCUGUGUGUCAAAUACGACGAUAGUCCGCAGCCAACAAUUCCUGUAACAUGGAACUAUUCUUUUGGUUGGAAUCGAGGACAUAUUCGUUUGACAAGUUCAGUUCGAGGCUCAGUAUUUCGAGAUCUGUCAGAAGUAAACGAAUUUUGUGGAGUUAUAUUUGGUAAUGGAUGGCGCACAGCUACAUUUCAUGAUGGAGGAGGUGGGUGGAAUUAUUAUUCAUAUGGAAAUAUAUCUUCUGAUAAACGAUUUUGGGUACAUGUUAAUGAUCAAGAUGCAAACUGUUGGAAUCGGUAA
Messenger RNA from Adineta steineri, 441 nucleotides. Lineage: Eukaryota; Metazoa; Rotifera; Eurotatoria; Adinetida; Adinetidae. The record is from the annotation of a GenBank genome assembly.